Molecule: messenger RNA, 2607 nt
Organism: Cryptotermes secundus
Lineage: Eukaryota; Metazoa; Arthropoda; Insecta; Blattodea; Kalotermitidae
Product: gelsolin, cytoplasmic
Exons: 19
Coding region: 87-2366 (759 amino acids)
Biological process (GO): actin polymerization or depolymerization; actin filament severing; barbed-end actin filament capping
Cellular component (GO): cytoplasm; actin cytoskeleton
Molecular function (GO): phosphatidylinositol-4,5-bisphosphate binding; actin filament binding
Source: RefSeq, a predicted model, not a curated record
GUUGUGUUAGUUCUGUUUCCUGUCUGUCAGGUGGUGGAAGUAAACGUGUAAUAGCGGAAUAUUUACUACUUCGCGCUGUGUCUAUCAUGUAUCCUGCUUUUGAAGAUGCCGGCAAAGAACCCGGUCUUCUCAUCUGGAGAAUAGAGAACUUUGAAGCUGUUCCGUAUCCAAAAGAGAACUAUGGCAAGUUCUACUCAGGAGACUCAUAUAUUAUACUCUUCACAAAGAAGAAUGGUAGUGACUUCAGCUGGGAUAUUCACUUCUGGCUAGGAAGUGACACUGCACAAGAUGAAGCUGGUGCAGCUGCUAUUUUGUCAGUGGAGUUGGAUGACUCACUGGGUGGGGCCCCUGUGCAGCACCGUGAGGUGCAGGAGCACGAGUCUCAGCUAUUCCUCUCUCACUUCAAGUCUGGUAUUCGAUACCUGCCUGGGGGAGUGGCCAGUGGAUUUCACCAUGUGGAUCCUGAUGCAGUAGAAAAGAAGCUGUUUCAAGUUAAGGGUAAACGAAAUGUUCGAGUCAGACAGGUGAAUCUAAGUGCUGCAGCAAUGAACAAAGGUGACUGCUUUAUCUUGGAUGCUGGGAAACAGAUCUUUGUGUAUGUGGGUCAGAAGAGCAAAAAAACAGAACGACUGAAGGCCAUUAGUGCUGCCAACCAAAUCAGAGACCAAGACCAUGCUGGCAGAGCUGAAGUUCACAUCAUAGAUGAAUACAGUAGUCAGCCUGAGACUUGUCGUUUCUUUGAGGAGCUUGGUUCAGGCUCACCAGAUGAAGUUGCUGAUGAAACAGUAGGUGGAGAUGAUGCAGAGUUUGAGAAGAAACAAGAGGCUGUUGUAGUACUAUACCGUGUAAGCGAUUCAAGUGGAGAGGUGACUGUGGACAAAGUUGCAGAGAAACCGCUCCAUCAAGAUAUGCUGAAGUCGACUGAACUUGACAGACAGGACUGCUAUAUUUUGGACACAGUCACGUCUGGGAUCUUUGUUUGGAUUGGCAAGCAUUGUACAAAAGAUGAGAAGGUAGAGGCCAUGAAGUUAGCUCAGAAGUUCCUUGCCACAAACAACUACCCAGUAUGGACAAAGAUCCAAAGAAUAGUAGAAGAUGGAGAGCCUUCUGCAUUCAAGCAGUAUUUCAGUGGUUGGAGGGAAGCAGAAGAUCAGAUUGGACUAGGGCGAGUCUUCACACUGGAACAAAUUGCAGCUAGUAUGCCAGAACCAGACUUUGACCCAAGUAGUCUGCAUGCUGGGAAACUCCGCUCCCUGGCUAAGAGUGGUGGCAAAGCCUUUGGAUUCAUGCCUGAUGAUGGAUCUGGUAAUGUUGAAAUAUUCCGUAUUGAGAACUUUGAACUGACACCAGUGGAUCCAGCUACAUAUGGCAUGUUCUUUGGUGGAGAUUCCUAUGUUAUCAAGUAUACAUAUGAAAAGAAUGGACGUCAGAACUAUGUUAUCUAUUUCUGGCAGGGUCAAGACAGUACACAGGAUGAGAGAACAGCAUCUGCAGUCCAUACUGUGCAAAUGGAUAGUAAACUGGGAGGAAGGGCUGUACAAGUUCGAGUUACCCAGGGCCAUGAACCACGUCACUUCUUGCGAAUCUUCAAAGGCAAGAUGGUAGUCUUCCUGGGUGGUAAAGCCAGUGGUUUCCGCAACCUUCGUGACCAUGAUACAUAUGAUGCUGAUGGUACAAGACUUUUCCAGGUACGAGGCACCUGUCCUGAUGAUGUGAGAGCAGUGCAAGUACGUGAGGUGCCAUCUUCCCUUAAUUCUGAUGAUGUUUUCAUUCUUGAAACUCCAAAUGCAAGCUAUCUGUGGAUUGGAAAGGGUGCAAAUGAUGAGGAGAAAGAAAUGGCACAGACUGCAGUACAUCUUUUGGACCCAGUCCAUGCGCCUAUAACAGUUAAUGAAGGAGAUGAACCUUCAGAGUUCUGGAGUUCACUGGGAGGAGAAGGUGAAUAUAAGAAAGGAUAUGAUGGCCGGGGCAGACCACUGCUGGUUCCACGCUUAUUCCAUUGCCAUGUGUCUCCAGCUGGAAAACUCCAAGUUGAAGAAAUCACACAUUUCAAGCAAGAGGAUCUUGAUGAAGAUGAUGUUAUGGUUCUGGACUCUGGAGAUGAGAUCUAUGUUUGGUUUGGAAACAAGGCUUCUGAAGAUGAAAGACAGAUGGGUUUGAAGAUGGCUGAGGAGUAUCUCAAAAGUGAUCCAACUGAUAGAAGUCACGAACUAACACCCAUCUUCACACUGAAGCAGGGUGAUGAACCUGUCAGCUUCACAUCCUUAUUUCCAAGUUGGAAUGCCAGUCUGUGGGAGUCUCUGCCAUCUUAUGAAGAUAUGAAGAAUAAAGUUGCUGCAGAAAAUGCCACCAUUCGGACUGAAUAAUUAACUGAGAAUAGCAGACUAACCACAUUUGUGCUCACUAAAUCAGAUGCCUCUUUGCAGUCAGAGACUGAACAUGGUAUUAAUAUGAAGAAUUUAAUUUUGUUGCUUGAUUUAUUAACAUGACUUUGCGAAUUACUUAUUUUUUUAUUAAUUCUGCUUGUAACAUUAUUGUGUUUCAAAUUAAAAAUAUGCUUGUAUGUUAUCAAGAUAUUUACCAAUAAAGACAAUGUAUUUUGAUUUU